Molecule: messenger RNA, 2775 nt
Organism: Parus major (Great Tit)
Lineage: Eukaryota; Metazoa; Chordata; Aves; Passeriformes; Paridae
Gene: HNF1A
Product: HNF1 homeobox A
Exons: 9
Coding region: 40-2064 (674 amino acids)
Biological process (GO): regulation of transcription by RNA polymerase II; pancreas development; insulin secretion
Cellular component (GO): nucleus
Molecular function (GO): DNA-binding transcription factor activity, RNA polymerase II-specific; RNA polymerase II cis-regulatory region sequence-specific DNA binding
Source: RefSeq, a predicted model, not a curated record
UAAGCUGAAAUUCAAACAAGAGACACCAGGCUGAAGACCAUGGUCUCGAAGCUGACUCAUCUCCAAGUGGAGCUGCUGGAAGCGCUGCUGGAGUCGGGGCUGACCAAGGAGACCUUGAUCAAGGCACUGAGCGAAGCGGAACCCUACGGGCUCCAGAGCGAAAGCCAGCGCGCUAUCAAUGCCCUCCAGACUGAAAAAGGGGAGCCCUGUCCUGACAUCCCCAACCUCCCCAACGGAAUGGGGGAGUCCAGGGUAUCAGAAGAUGAAACCUCAGAUGACGGAGAGGAAUUUACCCCUCCAAUAAUGAAGGAGCUGGAAAACUUGAGCCCUGAGGAGGCUGCUCACCAGAAGGCUGUGGUGGAAAGACUAUUACAAGAGGAUCCCUGGCGAGUAGCAAAGAUGGUGAAGUCUUACCUCCAGCAGCACAACAUCCCUCAGCGUGAGGUGGUGGACACCACAGGUCUGAACCAAUCCCACCUCUCACAACACCUCAACAAGGGCACUCCCAUGAAGACCCAAAAACGGGCAGCCCUGUACACCUGGUACGUCCGGAAACAGCGAGAGGUGGCCCAGCGUAAGUAUGGCAACAACUGCUCCCCUGUCUCAGUCUCACAAAGGCUUCUGCUCUCCCUUGCUCAUCCUUACUCCGUUUUAUUUUCAAGGAAAAAAUUCCCUUGCCCCUUUGUGCUUGCAGAAUUCACACACGCUGGCCAGGGUAUACUGACAGACGAGCCCAUGGGAGAUGACCUGCCCACCAAGAAGGGAAGAAGAAACCGCUUUAAGUGGGGUCCUGCCUCACAACAGAUCCUGUUCCAAGCCUACGAGAGGCAGAAGAACCCCAGCAAAGAAGAGAGGGAGGCACUGGUGGAAGAGUGCAACAGGGCAGAGUGUAUUCAGAGAGGUGUUUCCCCAUCUCAGGCCCAGGGACUGGGCUCAAACCUGGUGACAGAGGUCAGGGUUUACAACUGGUUUGCCAAUCGCAGGAAGGAGGAGGCUUUCCGGCACAAGCUGGCCAUGGACACCUUCAGCGGACCACAGCCCACCUCUGCCCCUUCUCUAACUCCCCACAGCUCUUCCUCCCUCCAGCCACCACCUGCUCUCUCACCCAGCAAAGUUCACGGAGUGAGGUACAACCAGCAGCCUGCCAGUGAGGCAGAAUCCUCCAGCAGCAACCACCAUGGGAACAGCUCCAUGGUGACCACCCAAACCAUCCUGCAUCAGGUUUCUCCUCCUGGACUGGAGCCCAGCCAGAACCUGCUGAGCACAGACACUAAGCUGGUAUCAGCUCCUGGCGGAACUCUCCCUCCUGUCAGCACCCUGACUGCCCUGCACAGCCUAGAGCAAAGCCCACACACGCUGAGCCAGCAGACCCAGAACCUGAUCAUGGCAUCCCUGCCGGGGGUCAUGGCAAUCGGGGCCGGCGAGACCCCGUCCCUGACCCCCGCCUUCACCAACACGGGAGCCUCCACCCUGGUGAUCGGCCUGGCCUCAACCCAGCCCCAGAGUGUUCCUGUAAUAAACAGCAUGGGGAGCAGCCUCACUACCCUGCAGCCUGUCCAGUUCUCCCAGCAACUGCACCCAUCCUACCAGCAGCCCCUCAUGCAGCAAGUCCAGAGCCACAUCAACCAGAGCCCCUUCAUGGCUACCAUGGCUCAGAUACAGAACCCUCAUGCUCUCUACGGCCCCAAAUCUGAAGUGACUCAAUACACGCACACAGGCCUCUUACCACAAACCAUGGUGAUAACAGACACUGCCAAUCUCAGCGCCCUGACCAACCUGACACCAACUAAACAGGCAUUCACACCUGACUCGGAGACUCACACUGAGUCUGGGAUGCACACACCAGUGUCACAGGCACCAACAAUCCAUCUACAGAACCAAGACACAACCAUCCAGCACCUUCAGCCAGCCCCACGCCUCACCUCGAGCCCUGCUGUGUCCUCCAGCAGCCUGGUGCUGUACCAAAGCUCUGACUCCACCAACAGCCACAGCCAGCUGCUGCCAUCCACUCACAACGUCAUUGAGACCUUCAUCUCCACACAGAUGGCAUCUUCCACCCAGUAACCACCACAAGUAGCUCCUGAGUGACUGCCACAACCAACCUGCCAGGUGCGACUCCAGCCGUGUUUGCCACCACAGCCGCACACAAGCCCCUUCUCAGCUGCCUCCAGGAGAGAAAAUGUCUCAGGCUCAAGACAGAAAACAUGGAAAGAUAAUGCUGGAACUGCUAAACUCCACUGUCCCCCCCUCUCCCAAAAGAGCAAACCUACACCACAGGAGCCAGCUCAGAAUGGCCAGACAUCCUUUUGUGGCUGCCCAGGAAGGAAUCCCAACGCUGCCAGGACGUGGAUGGGACUUUUAUUCAGCUGUACUUUCAUCAAGCUGAGCCUGCACAAACCUGCCAACACCAGACUAAAUCAUGUGGGAAAGAGCAAAGCUGAGCUGCCAAAGAAGGGACCACCUUUAAACACUCUCCUCCUUUGCUGCAAGGAAGCACCAACAGGAACUAGAAUAAGUAACAGCACCCUGGAAGUUUGUGAUUUUGCAACAAGAACAACCAAGAAACAGAUUUGAGAAUGGCUUGGCACAAACCUGUGAGUAUGGGGUCACCAACAAGCUACAAACCCUUAAUUAACUACCAAAAUACCAAACAUUCUCAGUGAAAAACGACCUGCUCUAAAAUCAUGCUAUCCUAGUGGAAAUGGCUUGGUUGUUUUUGAUAUAGCUCUGCUUUGUUUUAAAUGCAGAAAUUAAAGUUUAACAACUGCAAGGAGA